Messenger RNA from Parastagonospora nodorum SN15, 1115 nucleotides. RefSeq lists its product as hypothetical. Lineage: Eukaryota; Fungi; Ascomycota; Dothideomycetes; Pleosporales; Phaeosphaeriaceae. The record is from RefSeq and is a predicted model, not a curated record. The coding region runs from base 1 to 831 and encodes 276 amino acids. The transcript has 2 exons.
AUGGAGGAAGCCCUGGGUUUUACUGGGUUUUCCAAAUCGAUCCCCGUCGAACAGUUCAAUGACCCCGCUUUCAUGAAUGCCAGCCCUGACGAUGAGCUGCCAAGUUUUGGGGGACAUGGAACUCUAGAGAUUCUGGGAGUUAUACAGUUAUUAAAUGGAGCUGGCAUCACAUGUUGUCUGGUUGGUAUAUCCGCUCUGAUCUACUACGGCGCCGGGAGGGUACGAAAUGACUGGGAGGUGUGCGUGCCCACCGAAAAGCUUGGAGAAGCGUCUGCACUUCUGGAUUCAGCUGGCACUUACGAAAACUAUCCGCCUCGCCCUCCCGACCUCUGGUCACUACUCCACACAUUUCCUCGAUUCAAAGUCGUAGGCAAAGCUCUGUGCUUUACCUUGAUUCCCUCGGAUGACGCGCACAUUGAUUGCAUACCGCCCAACAUUGAGCGCAGCCAAAUGGGCCUCCCGUACCCAACUUUGAAUGUAUUCGCACAGAGUCUUCUCGACACUAACGACAUGGUUGCGCUCACAGACCUUAUCGACGGCAUGGAUUUAACUGAGGAAUGGGGCUUAAAGCAUCUGAAACUCGAUACCGAAAAUGAUUUAGCAUGGACACAGCGGAAGAAUGAAAAGAUCCGAGCCUCGGUUCCAGCUUCCCCGGACUCGUGUCUAUUGGAAUGCCCAAUCAAUAUCAUCAACCUAAAAGAGACCUGGAAUUCCAUUGUCCAAACCAAAGAGCGCCGGAUUGGAGCGGAAUUAGCAGGAGGGUAUUAUGCCACGCGGUUCCGUGGUCGAAGGGAUGGAGAUCCGCGGUUAAGAGGGAGGUAUAACGUAUAAGGCGCGGGUAGGGCCAUCUUUUGAAGAGCCAGGAUGUCAUUGCCGAAUUUUUUUGCAACAUACCAAUGCCACUACGAGGCCUGGCUUGUGUUGGGCUCAAUGUCUCUGUUGAGUCACAUGAGGGUCGAUAUUUGGACCUGGGAUCUUCUGAAUUCAUUCAGUUGCGCGUGGAACAUUUUGUUACGUCAAGUGAGUGCAGCUCUCACAAUUACAUACAUUUUUUUAUCUGGUUAUCAUUUUAGAUAUAACAAGUGUCUUGAGGACAACCAUAUUAUUUACGGUCC